AUGUCUACGAGUCUCAAAGGCGAGUUCGUCGACCUUAGGUAUCCAGACACGGCCGCCAAUGUUGGCUAUCCUUUUGCCAAAACAGCCAAGGAUGGCAGCCGGGUACAUGUAACCAAACCCGCUGCUCCAAUCCUCCAUCAGUUACUGUCCACCUUUGUUACCGAAAUGUUUGCUUUGCGGUCCCUACCCAACACCUUCUGGAGUGUCCAGGUGCAAGGCAUCUUUGAGAACUUGGCCGAGGCCAACCUCUCUGAAAGUUACGACAAGGGCGCUCUCGGCACCCGCAAAACGCUGUGCACAGUGUUCUCGUCAAUACUGGAGCUUGUAGCUCGCGGUCAGCUCGGCGGCGUUCAAAGACAGAUUGAGAACACCAGAAGCCUAAAGUCAAACGUCUACGACUUGAACAGGGCGGAGAGUCUCAUCAAGGCCUGGGACGACGUGGUGCAAGAGCUGGUGUACGGUAACCUGAUCGACGAACUCUUCGAUCAUGCAGCCAACGUCAGUGGCAACCUCGAAGAGCAUUCACCUGCCGCCGAAGCUGCAGUGCACUAUAUCGUUCUACACUUGGCAACCAUCUUGCACCAGGUGUUUGUCGUCUCUUCCGAGGGGCCGUACAUACUCAAGCUGCUCGAUAACAUGUACAAAAUGCUUCCCUGGGUCAUGAUAAAGCAAACGCUGAGGAUAGGGAACGCCGCGACGAUGUUGAAUGGGCUCGUCAAGCUGCUCUUGUCCAAGCUGAGCAUUGGAUCUGUUUCCAACUGGAUCGGCGUGACGACGGAUGCUGAUGAUGGAAUGAAUUUGAUGCAGAGAAUUAUUUCAAUGACCUUGUCAUGGGACUGCUCCGAGUUCAAAAAGACGGCGGACCAUGUCAAGAAGAUGAAGAGUGGCCCGACAAAGGAACAGCUUGCUGCGAUCGACGAACACAUCAAGCUUUCGCGAGACGAGCAGGAUAGAGUGCGCGGAACGAGUAUAUCCGAGGGGAAAUCCAUCGUCAUGGCCAUCCUCAAAUCCCAACACCAGAGCUGUUCCAUCUCGGACUCUGAGCAUAGUGCCUUGUUGGACUAUUACUCGGCCCGCCUAUCAAUUCGCGACCGCGAGGAGAUUUCUCGCGUCAUGUGUCGCUCCAAGCCCGAUCUGAUGACGCAACUCCUCCGAGACGUAAUGAGCGCCUACGAGCCAAUGAUUCGGGAAGUCCACACCAAAAUACCGCUCCAUGAAACCAUGGGCGACGUAGAGGCUUUCCUAGGCGAGAUGAUAGAGACAGCCAAGGGCACCAAGUCCCAAGUGGCUACCAUCACCGACUUUGUAGAUCUUUUGAUGCGGAAUCGCUCAAGACUCUACAAAUGGAUGCAUCUCAUCGACAAGGAGUGUCCUGGACCUAGAGAAGAAUUCCGGACGUGGGCCCACAAUUCGAUCCGGGAGUUCAGGAGGAAGUCAGCUUCCCCCAGGCCUUCUCCAGCCAAGGGAUACACUUAUGGGGAUGCAAACGGCGGACGUGGUCAUGAAUCGUACUGCAGUGGUGCAGCCGGCGACAUGUCUGCGACUCUAUCCGCCAUGUUUGCCGCCCUCCCACGUGAGACCAGGGCCGACGUCAGGCAUCAAAUCGAUGCCCACGCAACAUACCUUGAGAUAAUCAACGGCCGCUCUGUUGUUCACAUGCAGAACAUCUUGGAUUGCCUGAGUGCCAGAAGAUCGAGCUCUAGCCUUGGCGCGCUGGACGUCACUAGCAAGCUUCGAAGCAAGAUCUCCUCGAAGGCCUCCAGUGGAGCUGCAAGCCCAGCACCGGUUAGACUAGGGAGUCCCGAAAAUGGCGCCGUAAGCUGGGAGGCUUCGGGUCCGGGCGUGUUCCUAAUCAGAUGGAAUGACCUUUUGGAUGAGACAUUGGUCACUCCAGCGACGCAGUUCGGCCCCCCACGAGUGGGCAAGGACGUCAAGCAGAAAACAUCAAUGGGCAAGGCAGGCACGGGCGCCAAGGCCAAGGAAAAGAAGCUACCGAAAGGCUUCGUGGAGGAGUUCGAGGGGCUCAAGGUUGACGGCGGCGCCGUUUCGGAUAUCGAAGCACCAGAGGUUGGAGCUGUUUUGACCGCCAUGGGGAAGGAAUUCUGGCAGCUGCUGGCAAGCAGGAAGAACGAUGCUCAAAGUAAGGUUACGCCAGUGACCAACUUCAUUUGA
Pyricularia oryzae 70-15 is the source of this 2172-nucleotide messenger RNA. RefSeq lists its product as uncharacterized. The record is from RefSeq and is a predicted model, not a curated record. The transcript has 3 exons. Bases 1 to 2172 code for a protein of 723 amino acids. Gene Ontology annotation, molecular function: phosphatidylinositol binding. NCBI's taxonomy places the organism in Eukaryota, Fungi, Ascomycota, Sordariomycetes, Magnaporthales, Pyriculariaceae.